AUGGCAGCUACUUUAUCGGCGGAGGAAGAACAGGCUACCAGGCAGUUUCUGGAGGAAAUCAACAAGUGGACCAGUCAGCAUGGAGUGUCACCGCUGUCCAGGGAAUUGGCCGUCAAGUUCCUCAUGGCUCGAAAGUUUGACGUCCUCCGAGCCAUCGAGCUAUUCCACAGCUACAGGGAAACGCGUCUAAAAGAAGGAAUCGUCAGACUUCAGCCUCAGGAAGAACCUCUGCGCUCGGAGCUGCUCAGUGGAAAGUUCACUGUGUUGAGUGUGCGGGAUCCUUCGGGGGCCUCCAUUGCCUUGUACACGGCCAAACUUCAUCACCCAAACAAGACGGGCAACCAUGUGGUGCUUCAGGCCCUCUUCUACCUCCUGGAUCGGGCUGUGGAGAGCUUUGAGACCCAGAGGAAUGGCUUGGUGUUUAUCUAUGACAUGGCGGGCUCCAACUACACAAACUUUGAGCUGGACCUGAGCAAAAAGAUCCUCAACCUUCUCAAGGGGGCGUUCCCUGCCAGGCUGAAGAAGGUGCUGAUUGUUGGGGCCCCUGUGUGGUUUCGAGUGCCGUACAAUCUGCUCAGCCUGCUUCUCAAGGAGAAACUUAGGGAGAGGGUUCAGAUGGUGAAAAUGGCGGAGCUGCGUCAACACCUCCCCAGAGACUGUCUCCCCCAGCACCUCGGCGGUCUGCUGCCUCUGGAGUCAUACAGCUGGAACCAGCAGCUACUAGUGGGCCAGAACGGACGGGUAGACCCAGUGGACGAGCUGGUGGGCAUCCCUAUGGAAGACUCUUCCAUUCACGUCCCCGGACCCGAGUCCAUGCGCCCACAGGAGCUGCUGACGCACCUCGGGAAGCUUCAGCGCUCAGGCAUCCAUCAAGAGUAUGAGGAGCUCCGCAAAGAACCGCCGCCUGGAACCUUCCAUUGUGCACAAUCAGCUUACAAUCAGGAGAGGAACCGCUAUGGAGACGUGUUGUGCCUUGAUCAAACAAGAGUUCGUUUGAAAGCCAGAAGGAACGAGAGAUCAGACUACAUAAAUGCGAGCUUCAUGGACGGCUACAAACAGAGGAAUGCAUACAUUGGUACUCAAGGACCACUGGAAAAGACCUAUAGUGAUUUCUGGAGAAUGGUCUGGGAGCAAAACGUGCUUGUUAUCGUCAUGACAACCAGGACAGACGAGGGCAGUCGGAGGAAGUGUGGACAGUAUUGGCCUCUGGAGGAAGGGGGACAGGAGGUCUAUGGCCACAUGGCAGUGGUUAACCAAAGGGUGGACAACCACACCCACUACAACCACACCACCCUCGAACUGCACAACACUGAGACAUGUGAACAGAGACAAGUGAGUCAUUUCCAGUACCUCAGCUGGCCGGACUAUGGCGUUCCCACCUCAGCAGUGACUCUCAUUGACUUCCUGGGAGCUGUAAAGAGACAACAGAGGACAAUGGUGAAAGCUUUGGGACUUCAAUGGGCAGGCCACCCACAGGGACCCCCAAUGGUAGUCCACUGCAGUGCAGGGAUUGGGAGAACAGGUACCUUCUGUGCCCUGGACAUCUGUCUGUCCCAGUUACAGGACGUAGGCUCACUAAAUGUAUGCCAGACAGUGCGACGCAUGAGAACACAGAGGGCCUUCAGCAUUCAAACCCCGGACCAGUACUACUUCUGCUACAAUGCCAUUUUGGAGCACGCCCAAAGGCAGGGCCUGCUCCCAGCCAAUCAGUGAGCUUCAGCCAUGACUUUACCAAAUUAAUCCAUGAGCCCUGAGAUUUCCGCAGUCAGUCUGUUAACCCCAAGCUGUGUUGUGUGACCAAAUUGUGAGCCCAGGAAAGUUAUCUUCCUCACAGAAGCUGUCUUUUUAAAGUAGGCCAUCCUUUUGACAAGCAAGACUAAAACAAGACAGUGACAAAAAAAGGCUUCAGUGUUGACAUUAUGUUUCA
Molecule: messenger RNA, 1927 nt
Organism: Etheostoma cragini (Arkansas darter)
Lineage: Eukaryota; Metazoa; Chordata; Actinopteri; Perciformes; Percidae
Gene: ptpn9a
Product: protein tyrosine phosphatase non-receptor type 9a
Exons: 13
Coding region: 1-1713 (570 amino acids)
Biological process (GO): protein dephosphorylation
Molecular function (GO): protein tyrosine phosphatase activity
Source: RefSeq, a predicted model, not a curated record